This is a messenger RNA of Saccostrea echinata, 1476 nucleotides long. RefSeq names its product metalloprotease mig-17-like. The transcript has 12 exons. The record is from RefSeq and is a predicted model, not a curated record. Gene Ontology annotation, biological process: proteolysis. Bases 1 to 1407 code for a protein of 468 amino acids. Lineage: Eukaryota; Metazoa; Mollusca; Bivalvia; Ostreida; Ostreidae. Gene Ontology annotation, molecular function: metalloendopeptidase activity.
AUGAAUGGUUACAAUGUUAAACACGACGUUUAUAAGUACAAUGAUCUCAGUGAUGACGGGUCAACGAAUGACAUCAUCACAAAAGAUAAAACCGGAAGUGGGGACGUUGACAUGGAUUGGGACAUAAUACAACGAGACAAGGACCAAUUGAUUAAGGUAAAUAAUGACAAAAAUGACGUCAUAACUGAUGAAGAAAUGAAUGACAGAAUAGAUGAAGACAGUAUUCAAGCAGCAGAGGAAUCGCCGUCAAUUCCGAUUCUGAACCUUCAAGUUAUGGCGAUUGUUGACGCUCAGCUGUUCCGGAAGUUCCUCAAAAGAAACCAGAGAGACGUACGUCAGACCCAUAAUGCCAUCAUCAUGUACUUCAGUUCAGUGUUUGCUAUGGUGAACGAAAGAUUCCAAACCAUGACAAAGUUUGGGCUAGACAUCAAAAUAAAGUUAGCAGCCAUUGUCAUAGAAGAGCGAGAGCAAAAUGUCCCUUGGUUGAGAGGACACAUUCGACGCCCCUCCUAUACCAGAGAGGCCAUGAUAGAUGUGGAAUCAGUGUUGCGUGACUUAACAAAAUGGCUGCAAAAUAGUAGCUUACCAAACUACGAUCAUGCAGUGGCUUUUACUGGAUAUGCUCUGGUAAAAAACUCGAAGAAAAUCGACGGUUUGGCGUACAUGAACAAGAUCUGUGACAGACAAGGUCACUCCUCAUCCAUUGUGGGAGAAAAUGGAGAUUUCAUGAGUGUGGGGGUGGUGGCUCAUGAAAUAGCACACAGUCUCGGUGCUGUUCAUGAUGGUCAAAGUCGCGACAGCGGGAAUUGCUCUGCAGACGAUAACUACAUCAUGGCGCCUCAACAUCAAAUGAACCCAGAGAAAGUUCAAAAUCUUUUCUCUUUCUCGCAUUGUUCAAGUAAUAAAAUUCUUCAGCUUAUCAGGUCACAUCAACCCCAGUGUCUGUAUGCUGACAAUCAUGGAUUUCCGUAUCCCUACGACCUUGACAAACGACCCCCAGGUCAGAAAUUCAGUCGCGAAACGCAGUGUAAACUGGUAUUCGGUGAAAAUUCUACACUUUGCUUUUAUAUUACUCCGUCUCGAUCUGCUGACGACAAAUUCUGUGGAAACGUUUGGUGUCAGAAUCCAAGCAAUCCUAAAAUGUGUCAAACCAAAGCGAGGCUAGUGACCUUACCGGGAACCACAUGUGGGGACAAUAAGAUUUGCAGAUUGGGAAAGUGCGUUCCAAAAAAGGUCAACAGAGAAUCUGAGUUGUGUGGAGGUGUGACGGAGGAUGGAGUAUACUGUCACACGCUGCUUCAGAGACAGGGAAAACAAGCGUGCCAGUUCGCGGCAGUAAGGAACGUGUGUUGUAAGGCGUGUCUCGGGGCUACAGGACAGGGGAGUCUGGACACUGUCAGUAAAUAAACCACAGGGGUAGGGACAGGGGAGUCUGGACACUGUCAGUAAAUAAACCACAGGGGUUGGGACAGGGGA